Molecule: messenger RNA, 1476 nt
Organism: Pangasianodon hypophthalmus (striped catfish)
Lineage: Eukaryota; Metazoa; Chordata; Actinopteri; Siluriformes; Pangasiidae
Gene: aptx
Product: aprataxin
Exons: 9
Coding region: 263-1282 (339 amino acids)
Biological process (GO): single strand break repair; double-strand break repair
Cellular component (GO): nucleus
Molecular function (GO): DNA 5'-adenosine monophosphate hydrolase activity; mismatched DNA binding; single-stranded DNA binding
Source: RefSeq, a predicted model, not a curated record
CCGAAUGCCGUCAGAUGGAGCAGUCGGUUCACUACCUAGUGCUUCUGAGGCGCUUUUCCUGCCGCCUGUGCAGUGAGCUUUCAGAGGAAGUCGGUGGCAUUUGGGACUCGGCGCUUGUUUCAGGUUUCACAGCGUUACUCUGCUUUCAGCUUUUCAUCAAUUCAAAAGAAAAUGAGAUUUUCUUACUGCGAUAAACUGAUAAACACAAUAUUUUAAAGCGUUAACUGAGGACUGGAGCAACCAGGUACAAAACACAGGGGAAAUGCCGACUUUUUGGCUCGUUAGUGAGGAUGAGAGCCAUAAACCCAUUCAGCUCCUUCACUAUCACACACACACUCUGGGUCGAGGUCCAGAAACUAGGAUUAAAGACCAGAAAUGCUCCAGACAGCAAGUUGAACUGAGAGCGGAUUGUAACCGAGGAUUCGUCACUGUGAAGCAGUUAGGCAGCAAUCCUACAAGCGUGGACGAUGUGGUCGUGGGCAAAGGCAAUCAGGUGACCUUUAAACCCGGGCAGAAGCUCUACAUGGUCAAUCGGCUCUAUCCGUACACGCUGCAGUUCAGGGAAGAAUCGACACCUGGCGGCGCUUCUGAGGAGAAAAGCCGACCGAUGAAGAGACCGCACCAGAGAGACGCUCAUGAAGAGAAAGACGAGGAUAAGGAAAAGAGCUGCAGAGUGUCAGCACCUUCCUGUUCCAACAGCGCAGCUCGGCCAGAGAAAACACACACGCCUGAAAAGGAACCCGCAGCUCACUGGAGUCAAGGGCUCAAAGUCUCAAUGCAGGACCCGAACAUGCAGGUGUACAAAGACGAGAAGGUGGUGGUGAUUAAGGACAAGUACCCGAAGGCGCGGUACCACUGGCUGGUUCUGCCGUGGGACUCCAUCUCCAGCCUGAAGGCUCUGCGGCCCGAGCACAUGGAGCUGCUGAAGCACAUGCAGCGAGUCGGGGAUCGCAUGGUGCAGCAGUGUCCCAGCUCCACCAAGCUGCACUUCCGUCUGGGUUAUCACGCCAUCCCGAGCAUGAGUCACGUUCACCUCCACGUUAUCAGCCAAGACUUUGACUCUCCGUGUCUGAAGAAUAAGAAACACUGGAACUCCUUCACCACAGACUACUUCAUCGAAUCUCAGGAUGUUAUCGCGAUGUUGGAGAGGGACGGGCGAGUGAGCGUGAAGGACGGCACCAGCGAGCUGCUGAAGCUGCCACUGCGCUGCCACGUCUGCCACAAAGAGCAAAGUACGAUCCCGAAGCUGAAGGAACACAUCCGAGUUCACCUGCUGUCCUGAAAUCAGCUUUAAGGCAACAAACUUGAGAAUAAGAACGUAAAAUGUGUUAAAAAUGAGAAAUCCUGCAGUACAGCAUUUAGAAGUUGUUAAGAGUUAAUAAAAGUGUGAGUGAAGUUACAGGUUUAGUUCGAUAGCAGUGUUACAUGUUCUACGUUUGUGAAGACUGAAAUAAAAAGCCACAAUUUCAUAACAAG